AUGGCUUCUCCGGCGGCGGCGGGGCCCGGCGCCGCGCUGCCCCCGGCCGCGGCGCGCCGAGAUUUCUACUGGUUGCGCUCCUUCAUCGCCGGAGGUGUUGCAGGAUGUUGUGCCAAAACAACUACUGCACCACUGGAUCGAGUAAAGAUUUUGCUGCAAGCUCAUAACCACCAUUACAAACAUCUAGGAGUCUUUUCUACAUUGCGUGCUGUCCCCAGAAAGGAAGGUUACCUUGGGCUAUAUAAAGGAAAUGGGGCAAUGAUGAUUAGAAUCUUUCCAUAUGGUGCAAUUCAGUUUAUGGCAUUUGACCAGUAUAAAAAGGUAAUAAAGAAGCAACUUGGGAUUUCAGGGCACGUGCAUCGAUUAAUGGCUGGAUCUAUGGCAGGUAUUACAGCAGUGAUUUGUACUUACCCUCUUGAUAUGGUUAGAGUUCGUCUGGCGUUCCAAGUAAAAGGGGAACACAAGUACAUGGGAAUUAUCCAUGCAUUCAAGAUGAUUUACACAAAGGAAGGUGGUUUUAGUGGGUUCUACAGAGGGUUGAUGCCAACUGUUGUAGGAAUGGCACCAUAUGCAGGUUUUUCAUUUUUUACGUUUGGUACCUUAAAGAGCAUUGGACUUGCUCAGGCACCUAACUUACUUGGACGGCCUUCAUUAGAUAAUCCUGAUGUCUUAGUUUUGAAAACACAUGUAAAUCUGCUGUGUGGUGGCAUAGCUGGAGCAAUAGCUCAGACGAUAUCAUAUCCCCUUGAUGUAACUCGUAGGCGAAUGCAGUUAGGAGCAGUUCUCCCGGACUCUGAAAAGUGCCUUACAAUGGUGCAGACUCUGAAGUAUGUGUAUCAGCAACAUGGAAUACGAAGAGGAUUAUACCGUGGCUUAUCUCUGAAUUAUAUUCGCUGUAUACCUUCCCAGGCUGUGGCUUUUACCACAUAUGAACUUAUGAAACAAUUCUUGCACCUCAACUAA
Indicator indicator is the source of this 963-nucleotide messenger RNA. RefSeq names its product solute carrier family 25 member 16 (gene SLC25A16). NCBI's taxonomy places the organism in Eukaryota, Metazoa, Chordata, Aves, Piciformes, Indicatoridae. Gene Ontology annotation, cellular component: mitochondrial inner membrane. The coding region runs from base 1 to 963 and encodes 320 amino acids. Gene Ontology annotation, biological process: transmembrane transport. The transcript has 9 exons. The record is from RefSeq and is a predicted model, not a curated record.